This is a messenger RNA of Fonsecaea multimorphosa CBS 102226, 1878 nucleotides long. RefSeq lists its product as uncharacterized. The transcript has 2 exons. Bases 1 to 1878 code for a protein of 625 amino acids. Lineage: Eukaryota; Fungi; Ascomycota; Eurotiomycetes; Chaetothyriales; Herpotrichiellaceae. The record is from RefSeq and is a predicted model, not a curated record. Gene Ontology annotation, molecular function: protein binding.
AUGGGCGACAAUGCUUCCACCCACUACCCUGCCGCCAUGAACACCAUCUCCCGACAGAUGCGACGCCCGGGCAUACAGAGAGCCGUAUUCUCCUUUUCCCAACAGGCGCCUUCUGAACUGGUCAGAGCGAAACUCUCAACCAGUGAAAUCGCACAUCGAGCCCUCACCUACAUUUCUGAAGAACAUCUGCAAAAUAUUCCCGAAGAUGACAACACAUACUCCUUAUUCCAGGGAUUUCAGGCGUCUUUGCCUGAAGGGGAAUCCGAACAUCGCAAAGGACACCGACGGCGCAGUUCCAAGCAGCACAGGCUUUUGGGUGCUGGAGAUAUUGAAGAGGAUGGCCCUCCAUCGAUACAAAACCUCAAGAAGAAGAGGAACAAUGUCAACCACAGGUUGGAGAUGAUGGCUAUACGGAAAAAUAUGUGCACCACAGAGAUUCGAGACAUUGACAUGAAAAUCGCCAACCUGCACAAUAUGCGGAAGCUCGCCGUUGAAAGAUUGGCGGACCUCGAAAACGACGAAGCCGAGGUUGAGCAUGAGCUACAUGAACUUGACAACAAAAUCGAAGAGAUGCAAGAGGAGCUCGAGGAGCAAGGUGCAAUGGACCAGUCUACUAGCACCCUCAAUGCGCCCCGUGUAGCCACACCCGAAUCUGAAGCAAUGGAUGCCUCCUUCAUGUCCCAGUCCAUUUACGACAAGUUGCCCUCUUCUUCUUCUCCGAAGACAAAGCGCAGGCCAAAGUAUUCUAAGAGAAGAUCUAUGCCGGUGUUGCACGAGCAUCUCGAACCUGGUUCACACAUCAAGACCAUUCCCGCUCACAAUGACUCGAUCUCCACCAUUGACUUUGACCAACCGUUCGGGACAAUGGUCACUGCAGCAUUGGACGACACGGUCCGCGUGUGGGAUUUGAAUCUUGGCCGCUGCAUGGGCUUUCUGGAAGGCCACACCGCAUCGGUUCGCUGUCUCCAGGUUGAAGACAAUAUUGUGGCAACCGGAAGCCUUGAUGCCACCAUCCGACUGUGGGAUCUGAGCCGUGCCAAGUACGAACCCUACGAACACAAAAUACUCGAAAACGGCGACGACGACAAAGGCGAUGAAGACGAUGGCCUGGGUUUUGGGAACGAAAAUGAAGAUGCUCCGCCUCCACCACCCCCAGAUGCGAUGGAAGAGUGCCCGCUCUUUGUGCUCGAGGCUCACGUUGAUGAAAUCACUGCAUUGCACCUUCGUGGUGAUAUGCUGGUCUCUGGAUCAGCAGAUAAGACACUGCGGCAGUGGGACCUGGUGAAAGGCCGGUGUGUCCAGACGCUUGACGUAUUGUGGGCAGCAGCUCAAGCUAGUUCAACAAUCAACAGUACAGAACCGCAGUGGCGGCCGACUGGGCGAUCUGCAGAUUCCAAUGCCGACUUUGUCGGGGCUUUGCAAUGCUUCGACGCAGCGCUGGCCUGCGGUACAGCCGAUGGAAUGGUCCGACUAUGGGAUCUUAGAAGUGGACAGGUCCAUAGAAGUUUGGUGGGGCAUACAGGGCCAGUGACAUGCCUUCAAUUUGAUGAUACUCAUCUUAUUACCGGUAGCGCUGACAGGAGUAUCAGAAUAUGGGAUCUCCGCACAGGAACGAUUUUUGAUGCGUAUGCCUACGAUGCGCCAAUCACGAGCAUGAUGUUUGACUCGCGACACAUUGUUUGUGCCGCGGGCGAGGACGUCGUCAAGGUCUACGACAAGGCUGAUGGGCGCCACUGGGAUUGUGGCGUUGGCGCCAACACCAGCGUUGAGGAUCGGAUGGCCGGCACUAAGACGAGUAUUGUUGAUCGCGUCAGACUGAAAGAUGGAUAUUUGAUCGAGGGAAGGAGGAAUGGAGAAGUUGGAGUCUGGAAGUGUUGA